UGUCAGGCUCACGUGCUCAUUCCCUUCCUGAUCAGCGUCUGCGUACAGUGUCUUGUUUUUAUUUCUGAAACGUCGUCCAUAAGGGAGUAUUUAAAAUGGGAGCUAGGGAUGACGAGUACGACUACUUAUUUAAAGUGGUGUUGAUUGGCGACUCAGGGGUGGGGAAGAGUAACCUUUUGUCACGAUUCACAAGAAAUGAGUUUAACCUGGAGAGCAAGAGCACAAUUGGAGUGGAAUUUGCCACCAGGAGCAUUCAGGUGGAUGGCAAGACGAUAAAGGCCCAGAUCUGGGACACAGCGGGACAGGAGCGCUACAGAGCCAUCACUUCAGCGUAUUACCGAGGGGCAGUGGGGGCUCUUCUAGUGUAUGACAUUGCCAAGCACCUAACAUAUGAAAAUGUAGAGCGUUGGCUGAAGGAGCUCAGGGACCACGCCGACAACAAUAUUGUCAUAAUGUUAGUAGGAAACAAAAGUGAUCUGCGCCACCUCAGAGCUGUGCCCACAGAUGAGGCCCGAGCCUUCUCAGAAAAGAAUACACUCUCAUUUAUUGAAACUUCAGCAUUGGACUCAACAAAUGUUGAAGAAGCUUUCAAGAACAUACUCACAGAGAUUUACCGUAUUGUGUCCCAGAAACAGAUUUCUGAUCGAUCUGGACACGACGACUCUCCUGGAAAUAACGUUGUGGAUAUAAAUGUUCCAUCCACGACAGAUGGACAGCGAGGCAACAAACUGCCCUGCUGCCAGAGCGCCUGACACCUCUUUGUUCCUUACACACCUUUUAUUAUUACCUCUGCAUUCUGUCGAGCAUCCAGCUGCUGUCACAAUCAAACACCAGAAACACGUGGCUGUAGUCUCACAUUCCUCAUGCUGGGUUCCUCUUUGAUCAGUCUCUGUCUUCCUCUGGUUUUGAAUGUGUUUGAAUUUCUUGGAGGCACACAAGCCUAUUUGGAGUCAAAUCUGAGGCUGCAGUGAGUUUUUGUGUGAUGAUUCUAUUGACCCACUCUCAUUGAAGAGUGGAGAGGGAUCACUAAGCUUAUUGUGCUCUGAGUGAUCUGUCAUCAACAGUAACACAGACCCAAUCUGCCUUUUGCAUCAGGGUUAAAGACUCUAGUGUUAAGAAUUACAUCAGAUUUUUCUGAUUGCCUAUUUUUCUCCUGCACUGCGCCUGUUGUGGCAUGACCCAGAGUCUGGGCUGGUAGUGUCUAACUCCAAAAUGGGUAGGUGUACAAUGUAAACUUUCUGUGUGCAUCUUUGUGUUUAAUUCUAGUACACCAAAGCAAGUCUCAUCAGUGUCUUUUUCAGGUCUGAUAAGACAGUAAAUUAUAACUGUUGAAAGCAAUAAAUUAAAUACUAGUCACUUAGAAUAAAUGUCUAUCAAUAUAGCUUUUUGAAGCCAGUCUAUUGCACUUGCGUCCUCUUAUUUCAGCGAAACAAAUCAUUGCUUUGUGCAUAUUUUUGUCUGCUCUCAAGGGAAACGUGGUUGCACUCUUGAAGUUUGGGUUCUGUCUGUGGACCAUGCGAAAGAUGUAAUUAAAGGCUUUAUUUGCAAUUUGACACUACAAAUAAUAAAUUCACAUUGUUGAA
This is a messenger RNA of Periophthalmus magnuspinnatus, 1583 nucleotides long. RefSeq names its product ras-related protein Rab-11B-like. Gene Ontology annotation, biological process: regulated exocytosis; constitutive secretory pathway. Gene Ontology annotation, cellular component: recycling endosome. The coding region runs from base 96 to 752 and encodes 218 amino acids. Gene Ontology annotation, molecular function: GTPase activity; GTP binding. The transcript has 5 exons. The record is from RefSeq and is a predicted model, not a curated record. NCBI's taxonomy places the organism in Eukaryota, Metazoa, Chordata, Actinopteri, Gobiiformes, Gobiidae.